GAGAAAAACACCAUGUCGGCAGAUUUAGUGGAGGAACAGAGGGAAAUGGAGCCCCAAGUUGCUCCUGCUGAUCCCUGCUAUGCCGGACCUGAAGAUGUGGGAUGUGAUGUCUGCCCCGGGAGAAAACGGAAAGCUCUCAAGUCCUGUCUGCAGUGUCGGGUCUCUUACUGUGAGCAGCACAUCCAGCAACACUAUGAAGCCCCAUCAAAGAAACACAAGCUGGUGGAAGCUGCAAAGCUUCAGGAAAACAUCUGUACCCAACAUAAUGAGGUGAAGAACAUUUUCUGUCUGAAUGAUCAGCAAUGUCUCUGUGUUUCCUGCUUAAUGAAUGAACAUAAAGGCCACAACACAGUGUUAGUCUCAAUAGAAAUUACUGAAAAGCAGAGAAAGCUCGGAACACAGCGACAAGAAAUCCAGCAGAUUAUCCAGAGCAAAGCAGAGGCUGUGAAGACCCUUAAGAAGGAGGUGGAGGCUAUCAAUCACUCCGCUGAUAGGGCAGUGGAGGACAGUGAGAAGAUGUCUACUGAGCUGAUUCAUCUCAUUGAGAAAAGGAGCUCCGAUGUGAAAAGUAAGAUCAGAUCCCAGCAGGAAAUUGAAGUGAGUCGGGCCGAAGAGCUUCAAAAGAAGCUGCAGCAGGAGAUCACUGAUCUGAGGAAGAGAGACGCUGAGCUGGAGAAGCUGUCAACCACAGAGGAUCAAGCCCAGUUUCUGCACAAUUACGCCUCGCUGUCACCUCUCCCUAAAUCUACCGCCUUACCCUGCUUCAAUACACAUCCUUUGCAACACUUUGAGGAUGUGACUGCAUUUGUGUCCGAGGCCAGAAAGAAACUAAAGAGAAGCUGUAUUAAAGAAUUGAACAACAUCUCUAUGGCAGUGACUGAAGUGGAUGUUUUACUGCCACAAGACCCCAAGACGAGAGCUGAACUGUUACAAUAUGCAGAUUGCGUUAAUGAAUUAAAACUGGAUCCAAACACAGUGAGCAUGCAGAUGUCAUUAUCUGAAGGGAACAGAAAAGCAACAAGUACGAAAGAUCAACAGGUGUACACUGAUAACGCGGACAGAUUCAUGAACAGGUCUCAGGCUCUGUGUGAAACAAGUCUGGCUGGGCGUCAUUACUGGGAAGUGGAGUGGAGUGGCUUAGGAGUGUCAGUAGCAGUUGCAUACAAGGAUAUUGCCAGAACAGGAGAUAUAAGUAGAUUUGGUGAGAAUGACAUGUCUUGGGCAAUAGAGUGUGUGGCCAAAGAUUUUCAUAUAAUUUAUACUUACAAACAUAACAGUAACAUUAUAAAACAAACCAUUCCAAACCCUAAGUCCUACAAAGUAGGAGUGUUCCUGGAUCACAAGGCAGGUAUCCUUUGUUUUUACACCAUCUCUGAAACUAUCACUCUCCUUCACAAAGUCCAGACCACAUUCAGUCAGGAACUCUAUGCUGGACUUGGUGUUUAUUAUAAAGGAUCUACAGCUGAGUUUUGUGACGUCAAGUAGACAAAGAGCAAGAGUGGAUUUUUCCCUCAGACAGAGAGGGCUUUGGCAAAUUAGAUAGAGGUUGAGUCUAAGUUAUGACAGCUCAUUUAGUAAUGCAACAUUAAUUGAUAUUCAACCGUGUGUGGUGUAUUUAGUCCUAUUCGUUCUAUAAUUGUAUUGUUGCUGUAAUAUUUUCUGCUCUGGCUGUGAAGUCUCCUUUUUUUAAUCAGAACUGAUGAAUAGUUGAUUAUGUGUUUAUUUUCCCACAAUACAGUGUAUUCAGAAAAGUGUACUUAAGUUUUAAUGGCUAUUCUGAUUCAUCAUUGGAUUUUUGCAGAUUGGAUUGCUGACAUACUUAGCAUAUAGUUUUUGUGUAUAAAGUGAAUACGUAGAUGGAAAGAUAAAGAUUGAGUCCUUUAAAAUAAUUUUAUGAUUGAAUAUGUGAAGUUCAUAAGAAGCAUUACAGAUAAGAAGAUUUACAGCUACAUGUUUCAACAGAGUGCUCAGUAAAUAGAUCAAAAGACUUUUACAGGUACUGUCUAAUGGUAACAAAGUUUUACAUGACACUGAUAAAAUAAAAAAGAAUUCAAAGAAUACUUGUAAAAAGAAAUACUGUAAAAUUGUAACAUUUUGUGCAUUGUAUAUGGUGCUGCUGUUUGCUGAUUGGAUGU
This is a messenger RNA of Anoplopoma fimbria (sablefish), 2135 nucleotides long. RefSeq names its product tripartite motif-containing protein 16-like. NCBI's taxonomy places the organism in Eukaryota, Metazoa, Chordata, Actinopteri, Perciformes, Anoplopomatidae. Bases 13 to 1485 code for a protein of 490 amino acids. The record is from RefSeq and is a predicted model, not a curated record. Gene Ontology annotation, molecular function: protein binding; zinc ion binding. The transcript has a single exon.